Messenger RNA from Cyphellophora europaea CBS 101466, 1548 nucleotides. RefSeq lists its product as uncharacterized. Gene Ontology annotation, molecular function: ubiquitin conjugating enzyme binding; zinc ion binding; ubiquitin protein ligase activity. Gene Ontology annotation, biological process: ubiquitin-dependent protein catabolic process; protein polyubiquitination; positive regulation of proteasomal ubiquitin-dependent protein catabolic process. Lineage: Eukaryota; Fungi; Ascomycota; Eurotiomycetes; Chaetothyriales; Cyphellophoraceae. Gene Ontology annotation, cellular component: ubiquitin ligase complex; cytoplasm. The transcript is spliced from 2 exons. The coding region runs from base 1 to 1548 and encodes 515 amino acids. The record is from RefSeq and is a predicted model, not a curated record.
AUGGACUCGGACGACGAGAUCAUGUCAGGCUCCCCGAGCGCCGACGAACUCGAUCUAGACGAAGGCACGCAAGAUUCCGAUAUCGGUAGCCUCGCAGACUUUGAGCAUGAAGAUGGCAGUUUCGGUUACGAUAAAGAUUAUCUAACCAACCCGGCGAAACCAUAUGAAAUCGAAUUCAAAGUCUUGAAUCCACUAGACAUUCAGGUCCAGCAAGACAAGCAAUUUCAAGAGGUGGCGUCCGUCAUUGAAUUGCCCACGGAGCAGACCGCCAUUCUCCUCCGCUUCAUGCGAUGGAACAAGGAAAAACUCCUGGAAAUGUACAUGGAAAACCCGGAAAAAGUCCUUGAAGAUGCAGGUCUCGGUCCGACGUUCGCUGAAGCCCCAAAGACCAGGACCAUACCCGGCUUCGAGUGCGAGAUCUGUUACGAGAACGGUCCAUCCCUGCAGUCAUACGCGAUGAAAUGCGGCCACCGAUAUUGUGCCGAUUGCUAUACUCAAUACCUAACUCAGAAAGUCAAGGAGGAGGGCGAAGCCGCCCGAAUCCAGUGUCCCCGAGAUGGCUGUCAUCGGAUUGUAGACGCAAAAUCGUUGCAACUCCUUGUCGCACCAGAAGUUCGGGAUCGCUACAAUGUGCUCCUCACUAGAACGUACGUGGAUGACAAAGAGAAUCUCAAAUGGUGCCCAGCUCCCGAGUGUGAAUAUGCCAUCGAAUGCCCGGUCAAGAAGCGAGAUCUAAGGAAGAUCGUUCCUACAGUCCGUUGCAACCAUCAACAUUCUUUCUGUUUUGGUUGUACACUCGCUGACCACUUACCUGCACCAUGUGGUUUGGUCAAGAUGUGGAUGAAGAAGUGCGAAGAUGACUCCGAAACAUCAAAUUGGAUAUCAGCCAAUACCAAGGAGUGUCCGAAAUGCAAUUCGACAAUCGAAAAGAACGGCGGUUGCAACCACAUGACCUGCCGAAAAUGCAAGCACGAAUUCUGUUGGAUGUGUAUGGGCCCCUGGUCCGAGCACGGCACUAGCUGGUACAAUUGCAACCGCUACGAGGAGAAGUCCGGGACAGACGCCCGUGAUGCUCAGGCCAAAUCCAGACAUUCGUUGGAACGUUACCUGCAUUACUACAACCGCUUUGCCAAUCAUGAGCAAUCAGCUAAGCUCGACAAGGACCUGGCUGUGAAGACGGAGAAAAAGAUGACGAGCCUACAAAGCCAGUCGAACAUGUCAUGGAUCGAGGUGCAGUAUCUGGACACGGCAUCGAAAGCACUGCAGUCGUGCCGUCAGACUCUGAAAUGGACCUAUGCGUUUGCUUUCUACCUACAACGCAACAACGAGACAGCGAUGUUCGAAGACAAUCAAAAAGAUCUGGAAAUGGCUGUUGAGAACCUCAGUGCCAUGUUCGAGAAGCCAGUGAACGAAUUGGCGGCUUUGAAGGUGGACAUGCUGGACAAGACGACAUACUGCAACAGGCGGCGGGAAAUUCUGCUCAGCGACACGGCAGAGAAUCUCAAGAGAGGUACGUCACAACGUCCGCUAUGCUAUUGGAAGUGCUGA